CCUGGCGCUGACCCAGGCCACGGGUCAGCCUUGCACUCACUAAGCAAACGAGAACACCUCGUCGGAGGCUUGGGUGCAAGGCCGCCGCCCCGCCUGCUGCCCCCCUUGGCACCUUAACCCAUAGCCCCGCAACGUCCCGCUGUCCGCGGGCGGCCAGGCACCGGAAACUGAAGCCCUUGGCUACAGCCUGAGACCGGAAACGGAAGCGGAAGCGCCUGGGGGGGGGUGCCGAGGAAGGAGUCGCGGGGUGGCUCACUGCCUCCAGUGUGAAGUUUUCUCCGCGGCGGGCUGGGUUCACGUGACAAGUUAUCUCUGGAGUUCAAGUGUGAGUUGAAACCAGCCUCAAGUUUCACCUGUCCUCACUGACCCGUGGAUUUCUGUGACCAGGUGGCUUUGGAAGAACUACCAAUAUAUCCUGGUAUUUCUUUUUGCCAUUGAGGAAAUCAAUAAGGACUCCCAUCUGCUCCCCAAUCUGUCCUUGGGUUUCAACCUCUACAAUGCCUUUCCCAGUGACCAAAGGACCUUGGAAAGUGCCCUGUUUUGACUCUCUGGAGGAAAUCAGACUCUCCCUAACUACAACUGCCAGGGACAGAGAAAAUCUGUGGCCAUUGUUACAGGAACCGCGCUGGCAUUUUCAGCCGAGAUUGGAACAGUUCUGGAGCUCUACAGAAGCCCACAGGUAAAUGCCCUCCAGAAGCAGGGCCUCCAUUGAUCACCUGAUGGCAUCUGGAGGUACUAUACUGAGAUAUAACAUCAUGACCAUGCUUUUGUCUCAAGAUCAACAGAAUCAAACAAAAUGGAUGGAGCUAGUUAUAGGCAUGUCUGCAGUCGUUACAGCUAUUUGCAGAUUUCUGCCAUUGGGAGCUUCAAAUACAAAUUAUUUAAUUAGAAAGUGUAUCAGGGAACUUCCCUGGCGGUCCAGUGGUUAAGACUCUGGCCUCCCAAUGCUGGGGGCACGGGUUCAAUCCCUGGUCAGGGAACUAAGCCCCACAUGCCUCACGGCAUGGUCAAAAAAGAAAACAAAAAUAAUAAUAAUAACAACAAUAGAGGCUGCCUCUAUCUGGUGCUAGUCCAUAAAAUAAAAUAAAUUAAAAAAAAGAAAUUGUAUCAAAAAUGUAUUUUCUAAUGUAGGAUGAAAUACUGUAAAAUAUCCAGAGACAACUCAUGAUGAAACAGAGGGCUAUCAAAAUUGGCCAAAUCGGGACUUCCCUGGUGGUCCAGUGGUUAAGACUUUGCCUUCCAAUGCAGGGGGUGCAGGUUCGAUCCCUCGUCGGGGAGCUAAGAUCCCACGUACCUUUGGACCAACAAAACAAAACAUAAGAUAGAAGCAAUAUUGUAACAAAUUCAAUAAAGACUUUAAAAAUGGUCCACAUCCGCAGUGGUUAAGAAUCCACCUGCUAGUGCAGAGGACACAACCGGUCCUACAUGGGCAAUUUACGCUGUAAAUGUCGUACCUGGUGCUGCCGCUGCCAGCCCCGCCGUGGGGCCCCAGUGGGCUGUCACCCGCUGGUUUUGCCCUCCUGGGAGGCUGCCACAUCUGACCGGAACCACCCUGCUGCUCCAACACCUGCCUUCUGCCCUAGUCGCAGGCUGUCCCACCGGAAUCGAGUGCCUUUAUUGCCUGGCUUUCACAUCGCGCUAAAAAUGCAGUAUCCCAUCCAGCAGGCCAGGUACUCCCGGCUGGGGAUGCUUCCUUUGGUGAGCUGGAGGGACUCGCCAAAGAAGCCCGUGCUGUCUGCUCAUAAUUCGAUCAUGGUCGGCCACUUGAGAGCCAUCAAGAGUCCUCCACUGGGGCACAAAUUUACCCUCCUGCAUUCACCAGCUGAGCAGGUAGUCAAGGUUAGGAAGCCGAUACCAUCCAGUCACCUCCCACUUCCUUCCCCAAAGGAGAGGGAGGUGAAGGUCCCAUCCCAUGCCAUGGUGUUCUCUGCCCCAACCGCAUGCUGCUCCCUGCUGCUGGAGAGGCCAACAAAAGAAGUGCUGGGUGAAGACCACCAGCCCAUAUCACCAGGCUCACUGAUGUCUGGGAAGGAGCUGCAGCGUGAAAAGUCUUCACACAUCCCAUCAAGAAGUUCCUCUUCCCUGCUAUCUACCAGCAGUAGGCCUUGCAAGCAGAAGAUUCCCCUGCCGCUUUUUCUGCCGCUGCCAGGGCUGAGGUCGCCCCCAUCGGGGAUUGAGGCACUGACAUGGGAUCGAGACCCGCAUUUAUGGCUUCAGCCAUCAUCAGUGCUUCAGCAGGCAGCACCUCUGACACCGAACCUAUGGACACCACACCUCCUUCCCAGGCUGUCAUUUUCCAUUCUGCCCCUGUCUCCAGGCAGAGCCAAUAGCCAUUUCACAGGGCUGUUCCUAGUUCUGGGAACACACCAACCAGUGGUAGCAAUGCCUCAGCCCAUGCCUCGACUCAUUUACCUGCAACACCGGCCAACAGAUAGACCAACACUUCAAGCUUGCUUGGACCCAGGUCUCCCGUCUCAGGCCACAUUGGGGGCCAAUGAUGGGCAGAGGCCUAACGAUUAUUUUCUAUUGGGGAACCCUGCAGCCUCAGUGCAAGAUAAAGUCCUAGUCGCUCCUGAAGCCUAGCCACCGCGAGUCAGCAUCAUGCAGUCAGCUUUGCCAGCUUCCCUAUUCGCCACUACCAGCAACACGCAGCUGGCCUUUGGUGACAACCCAGGCAUUCUCCCUAGGGCUGUGUCCAUUGCUACUGGCUUUGGACUUGCCACCAGGAUGCCCAGUACUGCGGACAGUAGCUCGCUCUUUGCCAAUACCACACCGGGCCCACUGUUCAUGGGACCUGAAGACCCUUCGGCCGGGGGGAGCCUUGGAGUUGGUGUGUCAGCCCCAGGCCUCACUCAUUCAGAGGCAUCCAGACCACUUAACUUUGGGGCAGGACUAAGUGGGGCACCCAGCACCGCUUCUGUUCCUACUUUGGGCCAGACAACCUGCCAUCUACCUGACCAUGGCGAGGCUGCUGCAGUAGGAGGGGCAGGCACCAUCUCAGCAUUUGGGAGCAUACCUGAUUCCACCUUAAAUCCAAAUACCUGGGGCCUACCUGGGCGGAAUACAGGCGGUACGGUGAUGGCAGGGGACAACACCAUCCCCACGAUGGGAGGCCCUAGUGUUUCUACUUGCCGUCACUGCACACAGGGCCCAUCUGGACGUAGAAAAUCUACGUUUAAAAGUUCCAUCACCAAGGAGAAGAAAUCUGUGUCAAGGGACAUGUCAGUUUCCACCUUCCAACAAAGCACACCACAUCUAUUGGAGUUGCAAGUGUGGUUACCACCCGUGGGUUUCAGCACACUUCUAGUUCUACCUUAUUUCCUAACACAAGGGGCCCACCUGCCCACAAUCCAGGUGAUGGCCAUCUAGGAGGGAACAACAUCAUGCCCAUGACUGGAGGACCUGCUAUUCCCGCUUACAACUGGGACCCACCUGGCCAAUACACAGGUGGUGCGGAUGGAGAGCACAACAUCUCACCGGUGCUAGGAGGCCCUGUGUCAAUAACUGCCAUCAGACUUGGAACCCAUCUGGGCAGAGAACAGGGGGGGGCAUGGGGGACAGCACCACACCUGCUGUGACUGGAUACACUUCUGGUGCCACAUUCAUACAAAGCACCUGGGGAUACCCCUGGUCAAAACCCAGGUGGUGCCAUGGGGGAUAGCACCAUCCAUGUUUAGAGAGGAGCCUCUACUCUCAGGAAGAACACUGGGGUCCCCAAGUCAGGGCACCCCUCUGACUUAGAUGAGCCAGCAUUGUGUUUGGAGGCUCCUGGUCAGGGCAGCUGUGCCUGUGCUCACAGGAGUCUGGCAGCCUCAUAACCUGCCCAGGGCUUCAUAGGAGCCAUCAGCUAAUUCCUUUCUUCUAUGAAGAAACUCAACAAAUGAAGAGCAGAUCUUAUUCUGCAAACUGUGUGUAACCAUGAAUGGACUUUGCCUCACUGGAAAGUGGCUCAGCCCCUUUAAGUGAAACUUAACCUCCUCUCUUCCUACAGCAAGCCGGAGGACCACACCUCAGGUAUGUGCAAGAUUGUGUGUGUAUGUGUGUGUGUUGGAGGGUGAGGAGCAUAUGAGCCCACUUCAGAACUACACCAGACUUGAGAAGUUCCAGUUAGGAGAGUGGAAGAGAGCUGGCUGUAUCAUCCACUGUGCCAUCCCUGGGUUGACUGUUAACUUGGCGGACCCAAGAUCCUGGCCAGUUUUCCCUAGACUUGGAACUGGCAGGAUGCCCACUGCUGUUUUCAGAUGCUUCCUCUCCCCCUAUGCAUUUGCCUCAAUGGGCCCUUCUCUUUCCCAGCUUUAUGUACUAUAUAUAUGUCAAUAAAACCUUGUUCAUAUUAA
This is a messenger RNA of Balaenoptera ricei (Rice's whale), 4337 nucleotides long. RefSeq names its product putative UPF0607 protein ENSP00000383783. The record is from RefSeq and is a predicted model, not a curated record. NCBI's taxonomy places the organism in Eukaryota, Metazoa, Chordata, Mammalia, Artiodactyla, Balaenopteridae. The transcript is spliced from 5 exons. The coding region runs from base 1426 to 2583 and encodes 385 amino acids.